CAAUUUAAAAAGCAAAUGGUUGAGAGCCCAAACUGGUAUUGCUCGUGGAUAAUAUUCUUCCCCCCCCCAGAAAAUUCCUAAAAUAAGCAAAUCCGAAAGUAAAACGCUGCACUUCACUAAUGUCAAAGGACGGUGAGGUGCAUCCUAUGGCGUUCCGGGCAGUAUGAGCGGAUUUAUCGAUUGCCACUGUCACUUAGCGGCGCAGGAUUUCUUAACAGAUAUUGAUGCAGUAGUAGAGCAAUCUAAAAAGGUUGGACUCCUUGCUCUUGUGGCAGUAGCAGAGCAUGCUGGAGAAUUUGAAAGACUAAUAGAGCUUUCAGACAAAUAUCCUGGGUUUGUGCUACCAUGUUUUGGAGUUCAUCCGGUGCAAGGAAAUCCACCACAAGAACAACGUAGUGCCACUCUUGAGGAUUUGGAGGAUGCACUUCCAUUAAUAGAAAAAUAUAAGGGAUGUUUACUGGCAAUUGGAGAGGUUGGAUUGGAUUUCACCCCACGUUUUGCCAGCACUGAGGUACAGAAGAAUGAACAAAGAAAGGUCUUCAUUGAACAAAUUGAAAUUGCAAAGAAGUUGGACUUACCUUUAAAUGUACAUUCUCGCUCUGCUGGACGACCAACCAUUAACCUACUGAAGGAACAAGGAGCUCAGAAGGUAUUGCUUCAUGCUUUUGAUGGAAAACCCUCUGUGGCUAUGGAAGGUGUGAAAGCUGGAUUUUUCUUUUCAAUACCACCAUCCAUUAUACGAAGCGAGCAGAAGCAAAAACUGGUGAAGCAAUUGCCAUUAGAGUGUAUAUGCUUAGAGACAGACUCUCCCGCAUUAGGACCGGUAAAACAGAUAAGAAAUGAGCCCCAGAACAUAUCAAUUUCCUGUCAGUACAUUGCACAGGUUAAAGGACUUUCAGUGGAGAAAGUCAUGGAGGUGACAACACAGAACGCAAUCAAACUUUUCCCAAAACUGCAAAAAUUUAUCCAUUUAUAAAUCUUUGCAAUAAUUGACAGAAAUUAGUAUAAAUUUGUGAAUGCAAUUUAAGCUUAACAUAGAGUUAAGGUUUAAUAAAAUAUGCCUCAAAGUGCAAUAUAAUAGUUGUGUCAACUUUACCACAUUAUGACAGAGUUAUAAAGUUAUGGAGCAAGGAUAAAGCCGCUUCAGCCCAACUUUUCCAUGUUGAGCAAGGUGCUGACCUGAUCUAAUCCCAUUGCCUGAAUUUGACCCAUAUCUCUAAAUGUUUCAGAUUCAUGUACCAACCAAGUAUCUUUAAAACCUUCUAAUUAUACCUACCUUUACCUCUUCCAUUGCCAGCUGGUUCCAUAUGUUCACCAGUCUCUGUGUGGAAAAACUUGCCUCUUGCAACUUCCUUAAACCUUUUCUCUUGUCUUAAAUCUAUGCCCUCUAGUUUUAGACUCUCCUGUGGGAGAAAGACUGACAAUUUAUCUUGUCUGUGCCCUGAAUAAUUUAUAGACCUCUAUAAAGUUACCCCUCAGCUUCCUCCAGUCCAGGGAAGACAAAUUCUGCUUUACGUAUAACUCAAGCCUUCAGUCUGGACAAAGUAUUUUAUGACUCUUUUCUGGAUCCUGAAGUUAAAUCACAUCCUUUUUAUAGCAUGGCAACUAGAACUGCAUGUAAUACUCUUGACUACAGCAUCACCAAUGUCUUGCACUUGUGGUUUGCUUUACUUAAAAGCCUAUCCACUGAUUCUAAGGUUAAAAUCACUUUCAUUAUUAACUAAACAUUGUUUAUGCAAAUCUGAAAAGCUUUUGGUGAAUAUAUUUUUCUUUUGAAAUAAAGAAGUUGGGAAUUCACAAUAAAUCCAUCAUUAUCUGAGGUAACAAAAGUACAUUAGCAUUUGAGUGUGGAAAUUUCAUCAAAGUAUUCCAUUAUAUAGUCAAACUGACAUUAUUUAUAGACAUAUAUCAAAAAAUAUAUAUUGAGCAAUGAUCCAACUUUUUUGAAUUGUUAUUCAACUUUGCUGUAUGUCUAGAUACUUUAAAAAUACACUCAGUGGCCAUUUUAUUAGGUAACUCCUAGUACCUAAUAAUUCUGCUACUGUAGCCUAUCUACUUCAGGAUUUUAUGUGUUCAGAAAGCCUGUUCUGCAGGUAACACAUGGUUAACUGAGUUAUUGUCGCCUUGCUGACAGCUUGAACUAGGCUCUCCAUUCUCCUCUGACUUCUCUCAUUAUCAAAGCCCACAGAGCUGCCACUCACUGGAUUUUUUUUUCUUUUUGAACCAUUCUCUGUAAACUGUAAAGACUGUUGCAUGUGAAAAUCCCAGAUCAGCAGUUUCCAAGAUACUAAAACCAUUCUGUCUGGCACCAUAAUCAUUCUACCGUCAAAGUCACUUAGAUUAUAUUUUUUUCCCUGUUCUGGUGUUUGGUCUGAAAACAACUGAACCUCUUGACCAUGUCUGCAUGCUUUUAUUCAUUGAGUUUUGGCUGUAUGAUUGACUGAUUAGAUAUUUGCAGUAAUGAGUUGGUGUACUGAUGUGCCUAAAAAAGUGGCCACUGAGAGUAUAUGUAUUGAAUUGCAGAUAGCUAGCUUCUGGGGAUGCCUUCUAUUACAAAGAUGACACUUUUUGUAAUGUCCUGAUAUGGUUGUCUUGAAAUUUUAGAUUUUGAUGUUGCAAAUCAUCUUUUGUGUAAUUUCAUGAAUUACCUUACAUAUGAAACCAUGGGUAGCAAAAUAAUCAAAUCAAAAAUGCAUAAAAUGAUCUUUUAAAAAUUA
Molecule: messenger RNA, 2717 nt
Organism: Hypanus sabinus (Atlantic stingray)
Lineage: Eukaryota; Metazoa; Chordata; Chondrichthyes; Myliobatiformes; Dasyatidae
Product: putative deoxyribonuclease TATDN3
Exons: 10
Coding region: 164-976 (270 amino acids)
Molecular function (GO): hydrolase activity, acting on ester bonds
Source: RefSeq, a predicted model, not a curated record